AUGGGACGGGUGGAGGUCGUCAGCGAGUCCAACACCGUCCGCUUUCUCGCCGAGAAAAAUGAGGAGAGCCGAGUCUUUCUCAAGGAGUGCUACAAGAGACUGGAGAAGCAGUGCAAGGCCAACCAAGAUGGCGUGGAGGAGGGCAAGGUGACGGCGUCGGCCUUUGCCAAUUUCGGGACUCGCAUGAAGCAGGCCUACGACAACCAGGAACUGGGUGCGUGCACACUUCUCAAUUAG
Acanthamoeba castellanii str. Neff is the source of this 237-nucleotide messenger RNA. RefSeq lists its product as uncharacterized. The transcript has 3 exons. Lineage: Eukaryota; Discosea; Longamoebia; Acanthamoebidae. The record is from RefSeq and is a predicted model, not a curated record. Bases 1 to 237 code for a protein of 78 amino acids.